Molecule: messenger RNA, 729 nt
Organism: Mesorhabditis belari
Lineage: Eukaryota; Metazoa; Nematoda; Chromadorea; Rhabditida; Rhabditidae
Source: the annotation of a GenBank genome assembly
AUGUUGAACCUUAUGGUUAAGAGAGCCGUGAAGAGAGCUUUGGCAACGACAAGUCGUCCACGUCAAGGCGCAUUGAACGGUGGAGGGAAUUUUGGCUCGUCGAGUACAUCGGGAUUAGUGCGUAAAGCGGUUGGUGGUGGAAUUCUUCGCCGCGUCGGUGGACGGGGAGCUUUCGUUGGCGCUGCUGGACUCAACCGUGUUCAACCACAAUCGCGUGUCAUUCAACGAAGAGUCGCUCCACAACAUCUCAUUGUUCAAAGAUCUCCGAUGGUUGCUCGUCGCUUUCAGAGAAUCGCCAGCCCAGAUGUGAUGAACCGUCCGAUGGUGGUCCGUCAGCAAACAUUCCCAGCUCGUGCUCGCCCACAAGCACAAACAGUGGUCGUCCGUCGAAUCGUUCAAGCUCCACCCCAACGAGUGCAGAGGACGAUUGUUCAACGGACCAUUUCUCGUCAGCCUCAACGUCAACAAAUUGUUGAAAGAGUGAUCCCGCGAGUUCGCCAACAGCAAGUCAUUCGUAGACCCGUGCAGCAACAGGUUGUCAGAGUGCAACGAGUCAUCCAGCGCCCCCAACAACAGAUCCAAUACGUGCAACAGCGCCAACGUGGAGGAAAUCGUGGAGGAGUUCGCCGUUUACAGAACAGAGUUCAAAUGGAAAGAGUGAAUCCCCGUUUCGAGUAUGAAAACUCUCCGCGGAUCAUCGUUCGUCAUAGACGCGGUUUCCAGAACUAU